GUUUUUUCUGCUUUCCCUCUUCUCCAAGGAACCAGGACAUAAAUGAAAAAUGCUUUAUUACUUUCUUAAUAUUAUUAUUCGAUUCGUCAAGUAAAGAAAACCUCUUAUUUAUUUAUUUCAGAUUAACUAACAAUAAUCUCUUUGGUCGGUUUUUAAUCAAAGGUGAUGGUAGACACAGAGCGGACUCAGAAUCCAUGGGUGAGUAUUACGGAGGAGGCCUCAAAAGUAGAAGAAAUAAACGGUCACGAUCUAUUGAUGUCGGAAUCGGUGGUUAUAGAUGGAAAGGAGCCUGGAAUCUAUGCUCAUGAGCCUCACCAAUCAAAUAAUAGUAAACCUGACUGGAAAUUAGGGUUUGGUGAAAGAGCUUUCUCUGCUGCUGGUGCGGCCUUUCUAUCAGCAAUUCUAGUUAAUCCUCUUGAUGUUGCCAAGACAAGAUUGCAAGCGCAGGCAGCAGGAGUUCCUUACUCCCAUCCCUUAAGUAACAUUGUUAGUCGAAUGGCAUACUUUGGGCCAAAUAUGAUGUUUGCUGAUUUGAGGUGUUCACCAUCAUGUGCCCGUGCUGGAGUUCAUGGAACUGUUUCUAUUUGUCCUCCUGAUUGUUUUCAGUACAAAGGAACUCUAGAUGUUUUCUACAAAAUCAUACGCCAGGAAGGAUUUGCUAGGCUAUGGAGAGGAACAAAUGCUGGUCUUGCUUUGGCUGUACCAACGGUGGGAAUUUACCUACCAUGCUAUGAUGUUUUUCGCAACUUGAUGGAGGAAUUUACCUCUCAGAAAGUUCCUGGUGCAACACCAUAUGUGCCUUUACUAGCAGGUGCACUGGCACGUUCUUUAGCUUGUGCAACUUGCUACCCAAUUGAACUUGCAAGAACUCGCAUGCAGGCAUUUAAAGCAGUCCAAAGUGGCAUGAAACCUCCUGGGGUUUUGAAAACUCUUCUGGAGGUCCUCUCCCAUGUUAGGGGCACAGAUAACAUUCAACACAACUUGAGAGGCUAUCGAGCAUUAUGGACAGGCAUGGGGGCCCAGCUUGCUCGUGAUGUUCCCUUCUCUGCCAUUUGUUGGUCAACUCUUGAGCCAAUCAGGAGAAGGCUGUUAGGUUUGCUUGGUGAGGAAUCUAGUGCUGCAAGCAUUCUUGGAGCAAAUUUUUCUGCUGGUUUUGUUGCAGGAAGUCUUGCUGCUGCUGCUACCUGUCCUCUAGAUGUGGCCAAAACUCGAAGACAGAUAGAGAAGGAUCCUGUUAGGGCAUUGAGGAUGACAACACGGCAAGUGUUGAUGGAGAUUUGGAGAGAUGGAGGAAUGAAGGCACUGUUCACAGGUGUUGGACCUCGUGUUGGCCGUGCAGGCCCAUCAGUAGGGAUUGUGGUUUCAUUUUAUGAAGUUGUGAAGUAUGUUUUGCAUAAUCGUUAUGCAACUUCCUGACAAAGGGAGUUCGAUGUGCUUCAUGAGCUCUUUUGGUCUCUGUUAAAUCAAUUUUUGGAGAUGGUAUAGGAGCAGACUUGGCUUUGAAGAAGCAGCAGCUCCUGGAUACGUUGUGAAUAAUACUGCGAGCAAAGAAGAAAAUAGAGUUCUAACUGUGUUAGGUUGUGUUCUCUAGGCCUGCAAGUGCAUGACAAAUCUUUGUGAUCAUUUGCGAUCAAUUUUGUUUUCCUGGUUACAUAGAAAAUACUGAUGGAGCAAAAAAAUUUUGGAAGGUCCCCUUUUCUAGGUUUUUGCUGAGUUUUGAUCUCAGUUGUCAAACUUAUUAUGGACUAUAGUUUUUUUGCUAACCCACUUCUGUAGAAGGUUCUCGCCAACCUGAACGUUCCUGCGAGAUGGUGGGUACAUCAUUUUGCAGUUAGGGAUUAUUUUCUUUUGGAUUUUGAAAUAAUGAAUAGUACAAGGGACAGAGUUGACUCGA
Molecule: messenger RNA, 1894 nt
Organism: Ricinus communis (castor bean)
Lineage: Eukaryota; Viridiplantae; Streptophyta; Magnoliopsida; Malpighiales; Euphorbiaceae
Product: mitochondrial carrier protein MTM1
Exons: 9
Coding region: 166-1416 (416 amino acids)
Biological process (GO): mitochondrial transmembrane transport
Source: RefSeq, a predicted model, not a curated record